This is a messenger RNA of Pyricularia grisea, 2720 nucleotides long. RefSeq lists its product as uncharacterized. Bases 819 to 2039 code for a protein of 406 amino acids. NCBI's taxonomy places the organism in Eukaryota, Fungi, Ascomycota, Sordariomycetes, Magnaporthales, Pyriculariaceae. Gene Ontology annotation, cellular component: transcription factor TFIIA complex. Gene Ontology annotation, biological process: transcription by RNA polymerase II; transcription initiation at RNA polymerase II promoter. The transcript is spliced from 3 exons. The record is from RefSeq and is a predicted model, not a curated record.
CACUAAAGAAGGGGAGACUGAAGAUCUUGAUAUUUGUGUUUAUCCAGGUAUUCGUAAUAUGUACUGUACCUCGCAGUCCAGCAAUUCCUGUAAGCACAUGCACGUCACUUCUGCCCUUGUCGGAUUGAUUCCCUGCAGCGGUGAAGCCAGACUGGUGACAAAGCGCGCUGACAUAAGCGGGUCCAUGCUAAAUCACCUCUCGACCUUGUCAAUCCUGACCAACUUGCACCGCUCCAACACCAAAAUCGGCUGAAUACCAGUCCCCCAAGUGCCCGCCCCAUCGGAUUUUGUCCCACGCGCUCUCACACGACACAUCCAAAAAGACGCGACGGGCUUCGAUAAGACAGAUCGAGAGGUCCCAAAUAAGCGGAGUAACAGAGGAAGACGAAAAAGAGUCACAGAGAACGAAAAACAAAACAAAAAAAAAGAAUAUCAUAUCAAUUGCUACAUCUUUGUUUUGAACCUCGCGCGCCUUUUAGAAUUGGAGGACAGUUUUAGGACGCCGCCCGCCGCGUGAGCGACUGAAUUGAUCGCGACCACGGCCGGCCGGACUGGGGCCACGGAACAACGAGCCCGUAAAAAAAAAUUGAACCAGAGGACUGGAGAGAGGAAAUAUCAAGGCUUCGAUAACUGGCCGAAUCCCAGAUUCGCGCGGAUCGCAUCGAGAAGAGGAAAGGAUCUUUCUUGAACCUCAACGAACGGGCUAGAAGCGAUUCCUCGGGAUUCUUCAAAAUCUUGGAACCUUCACCCCUUCAACAGUCCUUGUCUCUAAGUUGCGCGCGCUAUUCUCGCAAGAAGAAGAAAGAAAGUCGCCCAAGAUGUCGAACGCAGUCGUAGGAACGGUCUACGAGCAGAUCAUCAAGGGUGUCAUGGAGGCGUCCCGGACCGACUUUGAAGAUAACGGCUUCGGAGAAAGUGAGAUCAACGAACUGCAGCAGGUAUGGCAGCAGAAGUUGACCGCCAUGGGUGCUGCCUCAUUCCCAUGGGAUCCAAAGCCCGACGCACCGACACCACCUCCUCCUGCUGCAGCUCAAGCGGAUCAACAUCGUAUGGCUCCUGCGGCGGCUAACUAUACACAAGCUACCUUGAGCCCCCCUACUGCAGCUCAGCCUGGCCUGGCCUUGCCGCGUCCCAACCCUCCCGCCAAUAACGGUGUGCAGCAAAAUAAGGAUGCCGGCAUGGGUGAACCCGCCAUAAAGAUGGAGCCUGGCACUCAGCCUGUUGGACAGUUCGCACCACCCGCUGGCAACGCCACCAACAUUGCCCAGCAGCGGGCCAUGCAGAACAUUGCCAACUAUGCUGCCGCCAACAACAUGAUGCAGAGUGGCGCCCAGGCUCAGCAACAGCGCAUGUCAAUGCCCAUGCCCAUGCCCCCUGCUCAGGCACAGCAGCAGCAGCAGCCGCAGCUUACACAACAGCAACAGCAAGCAUACCAACAACAUCAACAACAAAUGCCACCUAAGCCACAGCAGCAAAUGCAGCCACCGCAACAACCUCAAAACGGCUCCCUCGGGCAAUCUCAGACGGAUGGUCCCGCUUAUGAGGAAGACACCUGGGAGGCUGUCAUGAUGCGCCGUAAUGCGGACGGUAGCGCAACGGCAAUGGGUCGUGUCGAGGUUGAUCGGAUGCUGCAUGCGAAAAUCGCUGCCCAGGCCAAGGCUAUGGAGGGCGGUGGGCUCAUGCUCCCGCUCAAGCAGGUCAAGACAAAGAAGAACAAGGAGCGUCGCCGUCGGGCAGCUCCACAAUCGACCAUUGCUGGACCUAACAGCAGUGGCAGCGGCAUCCCGCAGGUUGACGGACCUGACGAUGAGGAUGGAGAUGAAGACCUUGACGACGCCAUCAACUCUGAUCUUGAUGACGACAAUGAACCUGAUGAGAGCGACGAGGACGGAGACGAGCUGCAGCAACAAAUGCUCUGCCUUUACGACAAGGUUCAGCGCGUCAAGAACAAGUGGAAGUGCACUCUCAAGGAUGGCGUCCUCUGCGUUAACGGUAAAGAGUACGUUUUUCACAAGGCGACCGGCGAGUACGAAUGGUAGGCGUAUUCGUGAAAGGAUGAAUAGACCAGAAUCUUUGAGUUUCUUCCACAGACGGCCUUAAUUGCGCGACGCCACACCCACUAUCAACUUCAAUUUCCUCCCUUGUUUGGUUUAAGUUACACAGCUUGCUCGGAAGAUGUGGUCGUAUCCAUUUUUCAAGGAAUACAGAUUACUUUACGGUUUUUGAUAGCCUAAUAAAAGCUCGGAAAAGAAUGGAAACCCGUCUGGUUUGGUAUGCAAGAGGUGGAAUGGGAGGGGACUGUGAGGGGAAUGUGAGGGGGAGUGCCCUUCCAGGUUACUCGAAAUAUUUGUCAAGAUACAGAUAUUCCCACAAAAGGUUUUAAGCGUCAUCAGACGUCUCUCGUCUUUUCCCUCCAACAUUUGUGCAUCCUUUUAUUGCAUUUUUCGCACUAGCUACUAUUAACGGAAGACAUUGACGCAGGGCCGAAAAUUCAGUAGAUUAUCAGAUAGGCCACCCAUGAAAAUGUGUCUUUACACUCACAGCCAAGUCUUUGUUGUUUACAUCCGUGAUGUUGGUUGCCAACACAACCUUUCUGGUUAGCCGAGAUAAGGGGGGUUUUUUUUUCUUAAUAAAAAAAAGGCUAUUUCUCUACCAACUGUGUGAGGAUGCGAUUGGGUCCUCAAGACGUGUGUUUAAAUAACCUGCUCCAUUUGUUCGCA